Molecule: messenger RNA, 3021 nt
Organism: Cotesia congregata
Lineage: Eukaryota; Metazoa; Arthropoda; Insecta; Hymenoptera; Braconidae
Source: the annotation of a GenBank genome assembly
CAUGGCCGUACAGACUCAUAUAGAGUCGCCACGUUACCGAACGUUCGCGACGACAACAAAACUGCUGAUGGAAUGUACAAGUCGCGGCGAAAGGCCCCAAAGAAGAAGGGAGAUUUAGAUGAUUUGAAACAGGAGUUGGAUAUUGAUUUUCACAAAAUCACAAUUGAAGAGCUUUACCAGAGAUUUCAGACUCAUCCAGAAAAUGGACUCAGUCAUGCGAAAGCAAAAGAGAAUCUCUUGAGGGACGGCCCAAAUGCAUUGACGCCUCCAAGAACGACUCCAGAAUGGGUUAAAUUUUGUAAAAAUUUGUUCGGUGGAUUCGCCCUGCUGUUAUGGAUUGGAGCGUUCCUCUGUUUUGUCGCGUACGGGAUCCAGGCGUCGACGAGCGAGGAGCCCAAUGACGACAAUCUCUACCUUGGUAUCGUGCUCGCAGCUGUGGUAAUAGUAACGGGUAUAUUCUCGUACUACCAAGAGAGCAAGUCGAGCAAAAUAAUGGAGUCAUUCAAAAACAUGGUGCCGCAAUUCGCGACUGUCCUUCGUGAAGGUGAAAAACUAACCCUGAGGGCAGAGGACCUCGUGCUUGGCGACGUUGUCGAAGUCAAAUUCGGUGACCGUAUCCCCGCUGACAUCAGAGUAAUCGAGUCACGAGGCUUCAAGGUAGACAACAGUUCGCUGACUGGUGAGUCGGAGCCGCAAUCGAGGUCACCGGAGUUCACCAACGAAAACCCGCUUGAAACAAAGAACCUCGCAUUUUUCUCGACGAACGCCGUCGAGGGCACAGCCAAGGGUGUCGUGAUUUGCUGCGGAGACAACACUGUAAUGGGAAGAAUCGCUGGUCUCGCGUCUGGACUAGACACCGGCGAGACACCAAUCGCCAAAGAAAUCCACCACUUCAUCCACUUGAUUACCGGCGUGGCUGUAUUCCUGGGUGUAACCUUUUUCCUCAUUGCCUUUAUCCUGGGAUACCACUGGCUUGACGCUGUGAUUUUCCUAAUUGGUAUUAUUGUAGCAAACGUACCUGAAGGUCUGCUGGCCACUGUUACCGUAUGUCUUACACUGACUGCUAAGAGAAUGGCCUCCAAAAAUUGUCUAGUAAAGAAUCUUGAGGCCGUAGAGACACUUGGAUCGACGUCGACUAUUUGCUCUGACAAGACCGGAACCUUGACCCAAAACCGAAUGACUGUCGCUCACAUGUGGUUCGACAAUCAGAUCAUCGAAGCCGACACGACAGAAAACCAAUCUGGCGUGCAGUACGAUCGUACGAGUCCUGGAUUUAAGGCUCUCGCCAAGAUCGCCACCCUUUGCAAUCGAGCUGAAUUCAAACCCGGUCAGGAGGGUGAACCUAUCCUCCAGCGCGAAGUUAACGGUGAUGCCUCUGAAGCUGCUUUGCUUAAGUGCAUGGAGCUUGCACUCGGGGACGUUAUGGGUGUUCGUAAAAGAAAUAAAAAAGUAUGUGAAGUACCCUUUAAUUCAACUAACAAAUAUCAGGUUUCAAUUCACGAGUCCGAAGAUACUAAUGACCCGCGUUAUUUACUAGUAAUGAAGGGUGCCCCUGAACGAAUUCUUGACCGUUGUACCACUAUUUUCAUUGGUGGAAAAGAAAAAGUACUCGAUGAGGAAAUGAAAGAGGCAUUUAAUAACGCGUAUCUCGAACUCGGCGGUCUUGGCGAGCGUGUUCUCGGAUUCUGCGACUACGUUCUCCCGUCCGACAAAUACCCUGUCGGCUUCAAAUUUAACUCUGACGAUCCCAACUUCCCUACCGAAAACCUACGUUUCGUAGGACUCAUGUCCAUGAUUGAUCCCCCACGAGCUGCUGUACCUGACGCUGUCGCCAAGUGUCGAUCCGCUGGUAUCAAAGUUAUCAUGGUCACUGGUGACCAUCCGAUCACUGCCAAAGCCAUCGCUAAGUCUGUCGGUAUCAUUUCUGAAGGUAACGAGACUAUCGAAGACAUUGCUCAGCGCUUGAACAUUCCCGUGUCGGAAGUUAAUCCACGAGAAGCUAAGGCUGCAGUCGUUCACGGUGGUGAGCUCAGAGACCUUGACUCCGACCAGCUGGAUGAGAUUCUCAGGUAUCACACCGAAAUUGUGUUCGCUCGUGAUGGUGUAAACGACUCGCCGGCUUUGAAGAAAGCUGACAUUGGUGUUGCUAUGGGUAUCUCCGGUUCGGAUGUAUCAAAACAGGCUGCCGACAUGAUUCUGCUGGACGACAACUUUGCUUCAAUCGUUACUGGAGUCGAGGAGGGUCGUCUUAUCUUCGACAACUUGAAGAAGUCCAUCGCCUACACCUUGACAUCAAACAUUCCUGAGAUCUCACCCUUCCUUGCAUUCAUUCUCUGUGAUAUCCCACUUCCACUUGGAACUGUCACCAUUCUCUGCAUCGAUUUAGGAACUGAUAUGGUACCCGCCAUUUCGUUAGCCUACGAGCAGGCAGAGAGCGAUAUUAUGAAGCGACAACCACGAAACCCCUUCACUGACAAGCUAGUUAAUGAAAGGCUUAUCUCGAUGGCGUACGGACAAAUUGGUAUGAUCCAAGCAGCUGCUGGAUUCUUCGUGUACUUCGUUAUCAUGGCUGAGAAUGGUUUCCUUCCACGGGAUCUCUUCGGUAUCAGAAAAAUGUGGGAUUCUAAAGCCAUCAAUGAUUUGAAGGACAGUUAUGGCCAGGAAUGGACCUACAAAGAUCGUAAAGCACUAGAAUUUACCUGCCACACCGCUUUCUUCGUGUCAAUUGUAAUUGUACAGUGGGCUGAUUUGAUCGUUUGUAAGACACGUAGAAAUUCAAUUGUUCAUCAAGGAAUGAGAAACUGGGCCUUGAAUUUCGGAAUUGUCUUCGAGACAGCCCUCGCAGCUUUCCUAAGUUACACACCUGGAAUGGACAAAGGUCUUCGUAUGUACCCACUCAAAUUCGUGUGGUGGUUACCAGCAAUUCCAUUCAUGUUGGCCAUCUUCAUCUACGAUGAAACGAGACGAUUCUACCUCCGCCGGAACCCAGGUGGAUGGUUGGAGCAAGAAACUUACUAUUAA